This is a messenger RNA of Penicillium lagena, 1746 nucleotides long. RefSeq lists its product as uncharacterized. NCBI's taxonomy places the organism in Eukaryota, Fungi, Ascomycota, Eurotiomycetes, Eurotiales, Aspergillaceae. The coding region runs from base 1 to 1746 and encodes 581 amino acids. The transcript is spliced from 2 exons. The record is from RefSeq and is a predicted model, not a curated record.
AUGAGCACCUCUCCUUCCACAGAGCUCGAACACCAAGGCGAUGCCACACCACAUCCACAAUUUCCCACCGAUGGAUUGCCUUUGAUAGGAAUUCCAAAUAACCCGACUUCAUUACAGCGGCCGCACACUCGAGCCCGCGAUGUCUUGGGCUAUCACCAAUUCCUCUUCAGGACCAUACCGACCAUUUUUCCAGCAAAGACUCUUUCUUACUGGAAAGACUAUAUUUGUCAAGAAGCUUGGGAAGUCGAGUAUAUCUAUGAUGCUCUUGUCGCUCUCGGGUCCAUGCAUCGUGCCACAUUGUUGCUAUCACAGAAAACCGAGAACGACCGCCAUCGAGGUCUAGACACCAAAGUGAUUGCUAUCCGGGCAUAUGCAAACGCUUUACAGGGUGUUUCCGAUAAUUUGGCUAGCAACCAAAUUCCAAUGGCCCUUCUUCUGGGUGUGCUCAUUCUCUUUGCAUAUGUGGAGUGCUUCGACGGGAAUGUUCCAGCUACAAUGCGACACAUCCGUAUGGCCCAACAUUAUUUCAAGGUAAUGUGCUCCAGAGACAGCCGAGAAUCGGAACAUUACAAGACAGCGAUCGAGUUAUGUCUCCAAGACUUGGACCUUAUUCGUCGUGUUACCUUACCGGACCCAAAAGAGAUCAAAAUGAUACAUCCGCUGUAUAGGCAAAGUCAAAGGCUUAGCCUAUCAAUAUCCUCAUCUCAGACUGCUCUAGACUCGUUGCCGAGAGAUAUGCUGCAGCAACUACUCGAUAUUGGCUCUAUGGACUCUGAAAUCAAGCAAUUGAUGUGGUGCCCAGUUGGUGUUAAUUUGAGACCAAUACCAGAGAAUAAAAUUCUGGCUAUAGUCGAGCGCCUUAGUUCAUGGAAAGCUGCCUAUGCCAUCCUGUUCCAUAGGUUCAUGGACGAUGAAGCACUAUCGGAUGCCGUGAACUUCAAUUUCGCGGCUUUGGACAAACUGCCUAUCCCCCCGCUCCCUCAUCCGAGUCUACCAGAAAAUUACUGCCUUGCACUGGCAAUAUACGCAUUUUACCGAGCGCGACUCUUUUGGGCGCUUAGUAUUUCCAAUAACGGAGACAGCAAUCUCGAACUCGACGCCUAUCACUUCAUCUAUCAGCUACUACGAUUCGUCAAGACAGCCACGGACAGGCCACCUCCAACCUCUCAUGACAGUCCAUUUGGAUGCGAAGCGUUGAAAAUAGGCUUUUCACCGAUGCUGUUCCUCGCGGGACAAUCCUGUCCAAACCCAACCUGGCUCCGUUGGAUAUCUUUCGAAUUAGACCGAGUCGGCCAAGAAGGCGUUUUCAAUAACAAAGCCUUUGCUUCAAGCCUUGACGUGCUGUCAACCCUCGAGAAGCAUGUCAGUCGAGAUGUAGGACUACCUUGCGUCGAGCGCUUCUCAUCGCCGAGCUCGCGCGUGCUUUCUAUUCUUUUCCCCGACAUGGAUGGCCGGGGCUACGUGACCUACUACGGCCAAGCUCGAGAUCGAGAUGCGGAUGGUGGUAGCUUAUAUUCUCCCUUGUGCAUUGCCCGCUGGUCGGAUUUUGUCAAUGGAGGCAAGCCCGUUGUGAAUACGUUUGAUGGGGAUCGGGGCACCGUGUUCAGUGAAUGGGUGUUGGAUCAGAGUUUGGUUAAAGAGUGGUUGCAGUGGUUGACUUUUUCGGAAUUCGAUCUCAAUCAGACUCUUCGUGAUCAUAUGAAUGGGAGCCGAUUAUUGCCUAAUCGUGAUGAAAUGAAUUGGUGA